GUUUCUUGCUUCCACUUUCUCGCCCUCAACUCUUUUCAAUAUCCUCUCACCAUCCACGCCACUUUUCUGACAUAUUCUUUGGUCAUUGCAUCCAGCUUCAUUCUGUCUAGCGAAUGCUCAACCAGUCUUUCUAUCUAUCCUCCACGAUUCCCCUCUACACACCACUUUUCACCACGCCAAUUCCCCUUGCCCCGCGACGCCAGUCCUCGUCUGCGCCCACAAUCUCUCCUGCGCGACCUCUACAACUCCUUCCCAGAAAGACAGUCGACCAGCUUGAUAUAUUGUAUUCUUCUAUUUACACGCCUCUCAUACAAGACACGUCUCCCCUGCUCUCCCUCUCUUCACCCCAGUCUCUUCAUGUGUUGGCGCCAAAGCUCUCCACCACCACCGAGCAUGCCACUGUGACCUCCGCGCAUCGUCCUUUCUCGCCAAGACCACUCUCCUCGACCACCUCAUUACCCUCGUACCCCAACUUCGCACCCUGAAAAUCAAGCUUGAAACAAAACCAUGGAUUCUGCUGUCGAUUCUCUCCUAGCUCUCUCCAAUACUGCUGCCGCUAUUGCCGCGCAGGACGAUCCUGCCUCUGACGACGAUAGAUCAAGCAGCUUGAGUGAGCUAGACGAUAACCUCGAUGGUGAUUCUCAAGAUGAAGAAGAUGACAUAGACCCCACAAGACCAGUCGGUCACGAGUCCGAAGCCGAAACUGAACGUCUUCAAGUGACUCCUGACAACCUCCAAAGGAAAAAACCUGUCGAAAUUAGUCCCUCCAAGUUGGCACAUUCACAAGAUGUCGACAUGCGCCCAGAGAUCGAAAGCUUGACCGAAAGCCCUCCUUCCUCUCCCCGAUCCUCCCAUCCUGACUCCGACAUUGAAAGUGCCCUGAGUGACGCUCCCGACGGCGAUGACGACGAGAAUGAGCCUGCCCCAGAAGUAGAAAAAGCGGAGAACCUCUCCUCUCCUAACAAACGAAAGCGACAAGAGUCUGAGUCGGACCCUGAACAUCUUCGUCGAUCUCAAAGGCGUCGAACAGGCUCGAUCGACUCGGAUGAGGAAAAGUCAGAGCCUGAAUCGGAGAUUGAGGACUCGCGCCAACCAAGCCGUGAAGCAAGCGCAGAACCACCGCAACCCGAAGUGGCUGGUGACGACCCUCCAGAUCACGAGGAAGAGCCCGAAGAUCCACCUGACGAUGAGCAAAAAGAGCCUGAAAAGGACGAAUCGAGUGAAGAUUCCAAGGGCAAGACCAGGACUCGAGCCAAACGACGAGGCCAACCCGCCGUUCAAGACCCGCAGCCUACCGAAGAGGAGGAAGGCGACGGCGAAGUAGCCGAGGAGAGCGACACCGAAGAAAAUGACGUGGAUGCCCACGCUAAGAGCGAGGAAGAGCAAGCAAAUCGAGUAGCGGCCAUGGAUGCCCUUAUUGGUUUGGAAAAACACUUUGCACAGCUACGGGAUCGCCUGUAUGAUGAACGGAUUGCUGCCAUCAAUCAUGAACUCGCCUUGUUACAGGCCAGCAAACCGUGUCAUCCAGAACUCCUCCGUCAACUCCAAGUCGUUCAAAAGUACAGAGAUGACAAGUUUGAGGUCGAACAAAAACUCUUGGUAUACAAGAUUGGAGCUUUGAAGAACAAAAGUGUUGCAGAGCGCAGUCAGACCCAGAGCGCAUACUUUCAGACCAUCCGAGACGUCAGAGAAAAGUAUCUGGAGAAGAUCAGCGAACACUUUUAUCGCAUUCAGCGAGACAGAUUCAAGGCCGAUUCGACCAUACCAAACUUUACCAUUCCUUUCCCUACCCGACGAUCACAACAAAUCCUUCAACAGACAGCCUACAAUAAAGAAGUCUCCAUUCUUUCCGGCGUUGCCAAGUAUGUUGGAUUUCCCGCCGCCCCAGAAUUGGCGCCCUCGAAACAGAAGGACAUCGAGGAUGACAUUCAAAAGAUGGGAAUCUCACUCCCGCAAGUUCGACCUGUACGCCCAACUCAGCGGCCCAUGCAAAGUAACACAUCUCAAAUGUCGGCGCCGCAAGCUGAAGAACAAUUUCUGGAGCAAACACCGUGGGCGAACCCACAACAUCCCAUUCACCGGCUAGCGAGUCAACGCCAAUCUUCGAAUCGAUCGCCCUUCAACACUGAUGUGUUUGUCACUCCGGCCAACCAACAAAGGACCACUGACAAUCUUCAAACGCAAGGAUCUGCUUCCACCAUACCAGAUCCAUCAGCUCAACUUUCAUCGUUAGCCAACACUCCCCAAGAGGGUAUUUCAAGCACGACCAAGCUAGAACAGCAAGGCUCCAGUGUACACAAUUACCGCCUUCAUUCGGCAUCACCUCUCGACCGAAGAGCGGUUCCACCAUUCCACGAUCGACAUGAUGUCGACAAUAGUCAGUCCGGGCCGGCGCCAAAAGAACACAUUCGCGACUUGCCUUCAUCACCACUCAACGCACGUGCUAAUGUGAACGUGGCUACAUCCCCUCCCCGAGCACACAAUGCCAGGCCAGAAAAAGUGACUCGAAUGGCGAAUAACGAGAGCCCAUUUCUUCACAAAGACACGGGUAUCACCACAGGCGGGUUAGGUGGAUUUGCUGCAGUCACGGGGCGAUUCAGUGUGAGAUGAAGCGGACCGAACUCCGGGCACCCGGCUGAGAACUCUUGAGCGAUUCGGCAGAGAACGCUACGACUGACUAUACGCAUUCUGGAUUGGAGUUGUAAUUGAUGUCUAUCUAUACAUACAUGGAUCAUGGUGUUUUAAUGACAAUCUCUUCUUCAUGGGUGGAUUAUGGUGGCGAUGGAUAUUAUUAUACAUAAUGAAGGCCUAACUGUCUGUCUAUCAGUCACUGUUGUGUUCAAAGGAUGAUGUAGAAUGUACAAUGUCAUCGAAAAGAUGUGGGUCUUGUUCGAUAGGGAUCUUGUAAUCUUGACCCUCAUAUUCCAAUAUCCACAGAGUAGA
Exophiala mesophila is the source of this 2943-nucleotide messenger RNA. RefSeq lists its product as uncharacterized. The coding region runs from base 508 to 2610 and encodes 700 amino acids. Gene Ontology annotation, biological process: negative regulation of transcription by RNA polymerase II. Gene Ontology annotation, molecular function: histone deacetylase binding. The transcript is spliced from 3 exons. Gene Ontology annotation, cellular component: Sin3-type complex. The record is from RefSeq and is a predicted model, not a curated record. NCBI's taxonomy places the organism in Eukaryota, Fungi, Ascomycota, Eurotiomycetes, Chaetothyriales, Herpotrichiellaceae.